CCCGCCACCGCCGGGACUUCCCGGACGCUCCCGUGGUUCGGCUAUGUGUGCCCGGUGACCGGGCGGCUUGGAGGGCACAGGACCUGAGACUUAGGGAAGGAAUGCUGGCUCGGUUUUGAGUGACUUGGGGAGAGAGUCAAGAAACCCCAAAAUGGAGGACUUCUCUACUAGGACCUAUGGCACCAGUGGUCUGGACAACAGACCUCUGUUCGGAGAGACGUCGGCCAAGGAUCGAAUCAUCAAUUUAGUUGUUGGCAGCUUAACAUCCUUAUUGAUUCUAGUAACGCUGAUCAGUGCUUUUGUUUUCCCUCAACUACCUCCAAAACCGUUGAAUAUAUUUUUUGCCGUCUGCAUCUCUUUGAGUAGUAUUACUGCCUGCAUACUUAUCUACUGGUAUCGACAAGGAGACUUAGAACCGAAAUUUAGAAAUCUAAUUUACUAUAUCUUAUUUUCUAUCAUCAUGUUAUGUAUAUGUGCGAACCUGUACUUCCAUGAUGUGGGAAAGUGAGACUGCCAAAGAGAAAAUACUUACCAGGUCUCUUCAAAGCUCUAAGGACUCUGAAUAAGAGCUGGGUAAGGUCUGCUGAAGAAUCUCCUACACAAGUCUGACACAUGAUUUUCAUGUUACUUGUAAAUCUAAAUUCCCUCUUGCAGGGGAGACAUAUCAUAGAUCACUUUGCUUUUUCUUUUAAGGAGCUGGUGUUGCACUUAAAACAUUCCAGCCGCACCUCAAACAGCACAAGUAAUUUUCACUUUUGAAAUUAAAAAUUUUUAUAAUGUAAUUGCAUGGCGAAAGGCUAUGUAACAAAUAAUCUUGCAUUUUAAGACAAAUAUUCUUUUAUUUCUGUUAAACUGAAUAUACAGUUGUUCCCUAGGCAACCAACUUUUGCUUUUAACUACAAUUUAAUAUCACGUUAACAAAACACAGACGGUGAAAAGACAACUUUUGAUUGUGAAGGUCUAAUUACAAUAAUAAAUAAAAUAAUUUAUACAA
Molecule: messenger RNA, 994 nt
Organism: Hipposideros armiger (great roundleaf bat)
Lineage: Eukaryota; Metazoa; Chordata; Mammalia; Chiroptera; Hipposideridae
Gene: TMEM243
Product: transmembrane protein 243
Exons: 4
Coding region: 152-508 (118 amino acids)
Source: RefSeq, a predicted model, not a curated record